Nerophis lumbriciformis (worm pipefish) is the source of this 1689-nucleotide messenger RNA. The record is from RefSeq and is a predicted model, not a curated record. NCBI's taxonomy places the organism in Eukaryota, Metazoa, Chordata, Actinopteri, Syngnathiformes, Syngnathidae.
AUGGAGGAGAACAUCGCCUCCUACCUCAAGUUUCUAGAAGGUAACUACCGCAAGAUGCUGAUCGAGACCUCGGAACUGUCCAAUACCAUGCGCUCCAGCGAGAAGGCGCAGGCCGAGCUGCACGAGAGCAACCUGGAGCUGGAGCGCUUCAAGGGGGAGCUGCGCACUAUCAACGUGGAGCUACAGAGCGUGCGGGUGGAGCUGCGCAAGACCACCCGCGAGCUGGACGAAAUCAAGGCGUCCAAGGACGACCUGGCCAGCGAGAUGGCCGAGAAGGAGGCCAGCUGGAGGCGCGAGAAGGAGGGGCUGCUCCAGUGCCGGGAGGGCUCGCAGGAGGAUGAUGCGAGUUUGAUGGGAGGCCGGACCGCUCCGGAGGAGAAGGAGGCGGUGGAGGAGGCCAAAGAUUGUGCUGAGAAGGAGAAGGAUGAGAAAACUUGGAGGGAGGAGGAUAAAAAUAGAGGGGAUAACAUCCACGAGGAGGAGGAGAAAAGGGCGCAGGACAAGGAGUACAACCACCAAGGGAAGAAACCUGGACAAAAGGAGGAGGAGCAAAACACAGAGGAGGCAGAGGUGGAGAACAAGGAUUUGAAAGAAAAGGACGAGGAGAAAUUAAAUGGAGACGUGAUAAACUGUGACCAGAAGGAGAAGAAAGAACCAAAACAGGAGGACACAAAGACUGACAGCAACCCGAGCGAGCAGACAGAGAGUGAGGAGGAGGUGAAAGAGAGGAAAAAUGAGGAGAACCAGGAUGAUGAGGAAAGGCAGAGCACCAGUGACCAGGAGACGGAAUAUAUUGCACAGAAGGGUUCUGCUGAAGAAGACCAGAAGGAGGGGAAAAUAAGGCUGAAGGAGGUGGAAGAGGAGCAGGAGGUAAAAACUGGGCUAGAGAAUUUAGCAGAAGCGGAGGAGGGGACAAGCGGGCUUACGAAUUUAGCUGAAGAGGAGAAAGAAAAAGACCAGAAGGAGAAGGCAACGAUUUCGCAGGAGGACAAAAACGAGGAGCUACGAUGGGACGAGGGGAAACGGAAGGAAGCCAAACCGGAGGAGGAGUGGAAAGGGCGUCUGUCCAAAGACAAGGAGGCGAGAAUGGAAGAGGAGUGGAGGGAGCGUCUCAGCAAACAGCGGGAACAAGGACGCAAGGAGGAGGAACGCAGGAAGGAGAAGGACCGCAAGAUCAAGGACGGCUGGGUGGAGAGGGAGAAGAGGGAGGAGGAGCGGCGCAGGGAGCGGGAGAAGAAGCUCAGCGCCGAGUGGAAGGAGCGGGAGAAGCGGGAGGGCGAGAAGAGGAGGGAGCGGGAGCGACUCAAGGCCGAGAAGAAGGUCAAGGAGUUGAAGGAGAAAGAGAAGAGGAAGGAGGAUUGGUGGGACAGCGGUGAAGAGGAGGAGGCCGAAGAGAGGAGGGAGCGCGAGCGCAGGGACAAGGAGGAGUCCAAGGAGAAGGAGAAACUGCGGGUUGAGUGGAAGGAGCAAGAGAGGAGGGAGGAGGAGAAACGCAAGGAGAGGGAGAGGAAACUCAAGGCCGAGUGGGAAGAGAUGGAGAAGCGAGACAAGGAGAAGAGGAAGGAGAGGCAGAGGAAGAAGAAGAAGCAGGAGGAGAGGAGAAGAGGAGCGGGCCAGGAGGACAGAGAGGGCUCCUUCUUCCGAAGGGUCCUCAGCCUCAUCUGCAUCGACAAGAAAGAACAAAGUUAA